This is a messenger RNA of Struthio camelus australis, 3106 nucleotides long. The record is from RefSeq and is a predicted model, not a curated record. NCBI's taxonomy places the organism in Eukaryota, Metazoa, Chordata, Aves, Struthioniformes, Struthionidae.
CGGAGCCCCGCAAGAGCAGGACGCGUCGCGCUGGGCGAUGAAUCGCGGUGUCGCUGCGGAAGAGGGAAAACCUGCCUUCCAGCAGCCCGGCGGAGCGCCGGCAUGUCGCGCUGCGUGGCUCUGGGGGCGUCGAGCCGUGUCUUCGUGGCUCUGAUUUGGGCCGUCUUUGCUCCUGGUCAACCUGAAGCGAAGCCAAGGAAAGUGGGCGUCAAGUAGCAAAUUUGAGAUGAUCCCCCCCAAUUAGAAGAUGGAUAUUUAGAGCAACUACUAAUGAUAGUUCCAUUACAACAGCAAGUUAAUUACUGUCUUUGUUUAUUUCUUUGUCAGAAGGUGCAUUUGCUUCACUACUUAAGACCAGCUGUUAGAGGCUUUUGCUGAAAUACAAUCAGUUUCUAUGAUGCUGCGGAGAGAUUUGUUGUUUGUUAAUAAACUGUGAGCAUGUGGUCACUUUUUGGUGAUGAUUCACUUAUUCACAUUUAUUCCUGUAUCUCAUAUACUUACUGUUAUUGGAAGGAUACUUCAAAGGUAAUAGAACUUCACAGUGUCUGUUGUCCAAGGUCUUGGCCAAGUAAUUCCAUUACCAGAGUUUAACACCUGCAUCACAGUAGCUGAUGACAUGUUUUUCUUGUCAUAAAUUUGAAGCAAAACCUGUUAAACACCUUCCGUGAAGUUUCUUCAAUAAUGACUGCUCGAAGCUACAAAUAUAACUUUUAUUCACCUCUUCAAGAAAAUCAUCGUUGUGCCAUAUAAGCUAAAGAUUGGUAAACUUACUCAAAAAGUUUGAACAGAUGGCUGUAGCUGAAAAAAACAAUAACUUGUGAAGUGUGUACCAGUACGAUAGAAAUUAAAAUAAACUUCAGUAUUUCCAUACUUGUUUCAGAGGUUGAUGCUUUUGGAAACAAAGUAACUCAAAAGGUGAUCUUCUCAAUCCAGGUCCUAAGCUGUUUCAGGAAGACUAGUUUUUUCUUCUUUGCAGUCAGGAGUGGUUUCUUUUCUUUUUCUUUUUUUUUUCCCUCUCUCUCUCUCGCUCUCUUUUUAUUUUUAAAGGGCUUUAAGGAAAAAACAUGCACAAUUGAGAAACAGUUUGAGUAAAAUAAAGAUGGCCCCGAGACCCUUCUCCAACUUUAGUAAAAAUCUCUAUCUGUCUAGCAUUUUGUCAAAGCCGUUGUAAAAGCAGAUCCCUUUUAUUCCUAUGCAUGCACAAAAAUUCCAGUCUUUAAAGUUAAAGCAUCUCUCUGUUUAGCACUUUUAAAUUAAAAGAGCUUUGCAUUUAGAAACUUUUUGCUACCUAUCCCCUGUUACGGGGAAUGCAGUUGAGAAAGCUUUAAUAGUUUGUAAUAAAAAUCAGCUCAAUAUUAACUCAGUGUUGAAGAUGUUGUUAUAUUUUUUUUCUUGCUAUCUAACCAGUAUGACAAAAAGAGCUAAACAAUAGUAAAGGUUUUAUUACAGCAGUGCAAUUUCUAAUUAUUCAUGUUAUGUCUUAAACAAAUGAUCUGACAGUUUACUUGCUGAGCAGCUAUUUGUAUAAUUCUAAGAUUAUAGCUUAAAUUAAAUUACUUAUAUAUUCUGGAAUAUCUCUACAGGAGAAUUAGAUGUGUAUUAGUUUUUCUAUACAUGUAUUUUGUUUUUCAAAAAAACUGCCAGGUAUUUUUACUUUGAUGUGCUUUCAUCUACAUUGAGGUGGCAGUUCUUAAAACUGUUCACUCAAAUAUUGUUCAUUUGCAAGUGAACAGCAAAUGUGGUUGUGCAGAAGACUUUCCAAGCUAGAUGUAAAAUAUGUUAAGCUUCUAUCAGGGGUAAAAUUUUAGCUCCACUGAAGCAACAAGAUUUUUUUCCAAGGGGAGGGCAGGGGUUCAUCUUUGUAUUUUCAUUGAAAGUAGAAGAUGUCAAGUAACAGAACAGUUAUUUCUUGUUAAGCACUGAAUGCUGAUAAGAAGAACAAUGCCCAUUACGUUGUUGGGGAUUUUUUAGUUUCUUUCUUUUAUUUUUCUUGAAACUAUUGUUCUUAUUUCUUGAACCAAUGUUUUUGUUUUAUAUGCUUCGUGUAGAUGAAUGGACAGAUGUGGACAGGAAACGAGUUAUGAAUGACAUCAUCACAACUAUGUUCAAUAAAAAAUUUAUGGAAGAGCUGUUUAAACCACAAGAACUCUAUUCCAAGAAAGCUCUGAGAACUGUGUAUGACCGGCUAGCUCAUGCCUCAAUCAUGAGACUGAAUCAGGCAAGCAUGGAUAAGCUUUAUGACCUUAUGACUAUGGCUUUCAAAUACCAAGUUCUGCUGUGUCCUCGGCCCAAGGACAUACUGCUAGUCACUUUCAAUCAUCUGGACGCUAUCAAAGAUUUCGUACGAGAUGCCCCUAGCAUUCUUAACCAGGUGGAUGAAACGUUCCGGCAGCUGAUUGAAAUUUACAGCUGUCUCUCUGCUGGUGAAUUUCAGCUGAUCAGGCAAACGCUCCUCAUUUUUUUUCAGGACAUGCACAUAAGGGUCUCCAUCUUUCUGAAGGAUAAAGUACAAAAUUCCAAUGGCCGCUUUGUGCUGCCAAUAUCGGGCCCUGUUCCAUGGGGUACAGAAAUUCCAGGACUCAUCAGGAUGUUUAAUCACAAUGGAGAUGAGGUUAAAAGAACUGAAUUCACCACUGAUGGAAAUUAUGUUACUCCACAAAGGGAAGGAUCUUUUGAUCUUUAUGGAGACAGAGUCCUUAAACUUGGAACAAAUAUGUACAGUGUUAGCCGGCCAGUAGAGACACACAUGGCAGGAUCAUCCAAAAGCUUGGCAUCCCAUGCAAAGGAGAAUACAGCCCCUAAUCCUCUUGCCAAAGAAGAGAUGAACUUUUUGGCCAGGCUAAUAGGAGUUCUGGAGAUCAAGAAACCUGGUGGCAAUGAGACAGGAUUUCGACUAAACUUGUUCACGACAGACGAGGAGGAAGAGCACGCAGCAUUGACUAGACCAGAGGAGUUAUCUUACAAAGUUAUCAACAUAGAAGCCACUCAGGACCCGGGGCGGCAGGAGGAGCUGGCCCGCAUCCUGGGGGAGCUGGAGGUGGCGGAGCAGCGCCCGGCCAGCACGGCCAAAGGCGAGGACCUGCUGGCGCUCAUGGACGGGCUCUGA